Arabidopsis thaliana (thale cress) is the source of this 1466-nucleotide messenger RNA. It is a transcript of the gene VPS28-2, whose product is annotated as Vacuolar protein sorting-associated protein VPS28 family protein. The record is from RefSeq and is marked reviewed. Gene Ontology annotation, cellular component: endosome; ESCRT I complex. Gene Ontology annotation, biological process: endosome transport via multivesicular body sorting pathway. Bases 611 to 1243 code for a protein of 210 amino acids. The transcript has 2 exons. NCBI's taxonomy places the organism in Eukaryota, Viridiplantae, Streptophyta, Magnoliopsida, Brassicales, Brassicaceae.
UCCUCUUUCUCAAUUCAACUUCUCCGAUCAGAUUUUUUUUUGCUUUCACCGUUCAUAACUUCUCAGGUCAGUUUUCUUCCUCUUUCACUUUCAAAUUCGUAUGGUUUACGAAUCUUCUUCGCUAUUUUUUAUUCAGAUAUUCCCCUCCAUAUGUUAGAUCUCGAAUUUUUCUCGAAUCUCCCAUAAUUUACUUGAAUUUAGGGUUUUUGAAUCGACGGCUCAUCACUAAGUUUUGCUUAACUUUGUUGAUCCGUGUUUUUGUUCAUCGUUUUCAUACGCAAUCAUCUCUUGACAGACCUUCGUGUAAGUAACAUCUCCAUUUGUUGUCUCAUCUUUGAAGAAAUCUGGGAUUAUUGCUUCUAGUGAGUGAGAUAUAGGAAUCUAGUGAAAAAUUACUUAGCUUCUUCAUAGCUUUUGUUCCAUGUUGUCUGCUAAAUGUGAGAUUCUAUUACUGACUUGUGAGAUUAGAGUUUUAACUUGGCUCUGUUGGAUGAAGAAAUCUGAUUGCUUUAAGCAAGUUAUGGGAAGCUUAGUGAAGAAAUUAGCUUCUUGAUAGAAAGGAAGAGCUUGUGCGUGUACCGUUCUCUUCUCCGUAGAUUGACUUGCUCUAAUGAUGGAGGUCAAAUUAUGGAACGACAAACGCGAAAGAGAGAUGUAUGAGAAUUUUGCAGAGCUUUUUGCAAUCAUCAAAGCCACAGAGAAGCUAGAGAAAGCUUAUAUAAGAGACCUAAUCAAUCCUUCAGAGUACGAAUCUGAAUGCCAGAAACUCAUUGUCCACUUCAAAACUUUAUCCGCUACACUCAAAGACACGGUGCCAAACAUUGAAAGAUUUGCAGACACAUACAAAAUGGACUGUCCAGCUGCUCUAUACCGCCUGGUGACAUCAGGUCUUCCUGCCACAGUGGAACACCGAGCUACCGUUGCAGCAUCUACGUCGAACUCUGCAUCCAUUGUUGCUGAAUGUGUACAGAAUUUCAUCACUUCAAUGGAUUCUUUGAAACUAAACAUGGUGGCUGUCGAUCAGGUUUAUCCUCUCUUGUCUGAUCUAUCUGCUUCUCUCAACAAACUGAGUAUUCUACCGCCCGAUUUCGAAGGGAAGACGAAGAUGAAAGAAUGGCUUUCGAGGUUGUCUAAGAUGGGAGCAGCCGAUGAGCUUACGGAACAACAGUCAAGGCAACUUCACUUUGAUCUCGAGUCAUCAUACAACUCUUUCAUGGCAGCUUUGCCUAAAGCUGGUAAUUAAGAUCAAUGUAGGUUACGUUUCUUGUUUUUGUUUUUGUGUAAAAGUCUUUGGUUUAGUCUGGUUUAGUGGUAAUUCCAAGAGAAUUUUACACGUUUGAGGAGUUGAAUGUGCUUAUGUGUACCAUAUUUUGGUUAUAUGAAAGUUUUAUCUAAACCAAAUUACUAUUGAUUCAUUACUCUCACGGGACUAUAUAUAAUUGCAGAUUUGUUUGAGUGAAUUAAGA